Messenger RNA from Puccinia graminis f. sp. tritici CRL 75-36-700-3, 474 nucleotides. RefSeq lists its product as uncharacterized. The coding region runs from base 1 to 474 and encodes 157 amino acids. The record is from RefSeq and is a predicted model, not a curated record. Lineage: Eukaryota; Fungi; Basidiomycota; Pucciniomycetes; Pucciniales; Pucciniaceae. The transcript has 3 exons.
AUGACCGGUUCCUUUCGGUUUUGUGCUCCUCUUUCGACUAGAUCGGGCAAUGUACUUGGCCUAUUCCCGACGCUUUCGCACAUUGGUCGAUCACCAAACGGGGUCCGAUUGAGCCCAUUAUUCUCGCCGAUCUUACUCCCUUUCCUGAACAUACUCCAAAUCGUGUUUUGUUUGACUUUACCCCCCAUCAGUGGUACCCGGAACGAUCAUCAACCAGCCCACAAGAAUCAGCUUAUGAAGGCGAACGAUCUAUUGGAACAGAACAAGUUGAUCAUCCUGAAAUUCAUCCUGAACAUCAACUCCGUCACUCCUGUCUUGAAGAUGGCUCCCUCGGCAAUACAAUCCACCCAAACUAUCUACUUUGGGGAUUAUGAGUCCCACGCUCCCCUCAGCUUCCCACGUGGCCGGCACUUAGCUGCCAAACCUCCUGCUUCCGUCCCAACGCCCGAAAAACCAAUCAAAGCUGUUUGGUGA